Molecule: messenger RNA, 975 nt
Organism: Prunus armeniaca (apricot)
Lineage: Eukaryota; Viridiplantae; Streptophyta; Magnoliopsida; Rosales; Rosaceae
Source: the annotation of a GenBank genome assembly
AUGAGUAUGACCCAGUUCGCUAUGGUUGAGGAAUUGGCUUCUCUUGUUAAAGACAAUCUUUCUUGCAAGCAUCUUAUUCUCUCAGUGGAAGAGGCCUUGGUGGACUUCCUUCAGAGUGAUACCAGUUCCAGUGGGGUCUUGGAGUUGGAACCCAUGAACUCAUACAACCGUCUUCUCUUGCAUCGUCUUGCAGACAUUUUUGGCUUUUCCCAUGAAUCCGUUGGUGAAGGAGAUGACCGGCACUUAAUUUUGGAGCGAUGCCCGGAGACAUCAAUACCUUCCAUCCUUGUUGGUGAUAUCUUGUGGCAGUAUGAUGAGCCUGAUUCUCCAACUACUUCACACCUAUUAUUAAAGAGGACAGAAGCUCCCCCAGUGGUAAGGCAAAAACCUCCUUUGUUUCAACACUCACUUGAGGAGAGAGAAGCUGCUUAUUUGGCUGCUCGUGAGCGAAUAUUUUCAAGGGACUUGGGAGAGGUAAAGGAAUCUGUCAAGCAGAAGCCACGUAGUGUCCCUGUUGUUGCCCGCCGGAUGAUAGCACAUGCCCUAGGCCAAAGAAUCAAUCCAUCCAGUCAAGAUUCCCUUCAUGAAGAUUGCAAAGUUUUGGGAGGGCACACUAGUGAAUUGAAUGUGCAAGACAAGGUUGAAGAUGAGCCCAGUUUGACCGUGGAAGCUUUUAAGAAGGAAGGAAAUAUGAACUCGUGCGGUGAAGUGAAAAAGAACAGCCGUAGUAACAAUGCACCACCUUUAACUCUAAGUGAAAGGAAGACUCCCAAAAAACAAGGCGACAAGAUUUUGGGUGGUGGCAACAGUAUAUCUCAGAAUGGAAGAAGUGGACAUGGUGUCGACGAGGAAUACUUCAAAAGGGAACAUUUGGGAGCAGCAAAGAGGAUGUUUGCUCAUGCCUUGGGAAUGCGCUCAGGGAGGAAUGAUGUUCUUUCAAAAUGUAGCGAGAGAAAGCAUGUUGACACGGAGUAA